CCUGGCACACUGCAUGUCGCUGGAGGGUCAUGCACGGGGGCACCCGUGGGACAUGAGCACAGAGCUGCUGCAAAGCGGAAGCCCUGCGGGCACAUUGAGAGGGCAAGCUGCCUCGCACCAUGCCCUCCUUCGAUGAGGUGUUGAAGGAAGCCGGGGAAUUUGGAAGAUUUCAGAAAAGGGUCUUUUUCCUCCUUUGUCAGACAGGCAUCACUUUUUCAUUCCUAUUUGCCAGCGUGGUUUUCCUUGGGCAGGUGCCGGACAACUAUUGGUGCCGGAUACCUGGGGCGGCUGAUUUAAGUGAAAAGUGCGGCUGGACGCUGGAAGAGGAGCGAAACUUCACAGUGCUGCCCCUGCUGCUGGUGAAUGGCUCCUCCGGUGGGCGCUGCGAGCGUCUGGAUGUGACCUGGGAUGCGGCUGCCGGCUGUGCCAGCCCCCUCAGCCACCGCCUCGAUGGUAGAGUGGGCAGCCCACCACUCGCCACCUGCCAGGACUCCUGGGUGUACCAACAGCCCCACGCCUCCAUUGUCAGCGAGUAUAACCUUGUGUGUGGCCAUGCCUGGAUGUUGGAUCUCUCACAGGCUAUCCUCAACUUGGGCUUUCUGGCUGGUGCCUUUACCCUUGGCUAUGCAGCAGACAGAUAUGGCAGAAUCCUCAUCUACCUGCUCUCCUGCCUUGGGGUUGGGAUAUGUGGUAUUAUAGUGGCUUUUGCACCAAACUUUAGUCUAUUUUUGAUCUUCCGUUUUCUCCAAGGUGUCUUUGGGAAGGGAACCUGGAUGACAUGCUAUGUGAUUGUGACAGAGAUUGUUGGUUCUGAUCAGCGGAUCGUUGGGAUUGUGAUACAGAUAUUCUUCACCUUGGGAAUUAUGAUUCUCCCUGGAAUUGCCUACUUGGUUCCCACCUGGCAAGGGAUCCAGCUGGCCAUUUCACUGCCCAACUUCCUUUUCCUACUCUACUACUGGGUUGUUCCUGAAUCUCCACGUUGGCUUUUGACACGCAAAAAGGGAGAGAAAGCAUUAAAAAUCAUGCACGACAUUGCAAAACACAAUGGAAAAUAUCUCUCACCGCAUUACUCUGAGAUCACUGUUAGCAAUGUGGAGGUCACCAAUCCCUCUUUUCUUGAUCUGGUGAGGACUCCUCAGAUGAGGAGGAACACACUCAUCCUGAUGUACGCCUGGUUCACAAGUGCCCUGAUCUACCAAGGGCUUGUCAUGCGCCUAGGAAUUGUUGGAGGAAACCUCUACCUGGACUUCUUCAUCUCAGGAGCUGUUGAAUUGCCUGCUGCUCUCCUAAUUUUAAUCACAAUUGAUCGCAUUGGCCGGCGCCUUCCCUUCGCAAUAGGCAACAUUGUGGCAGGAAUUGCAUGCCUUCUUACUGCCUUCUUGCCAGAAGAUAUUCCAUGGUUCAAAACCACAGUGGCCACACUGGGAAGGCUGGGCAUCACAAUCGCUUUUGAAAUCGUGUACCUUGUGAAUUCUGAGUUGUACCCAACAACACUAAGAAACUUUGGUGUCUCCCUGUGCUCAAGUUUGUGUGACCUAGGUGGGAUCAUAGCCCCAUUUCUGCUUUUCCGAUUAGCAGCCAUUUGGUUGGAGCUACCUCUGAUUAUUUUCAGUAUUCUUGCAGUUGUCUGUGGGAUCCUAGUAUUACUUUUACCAGAGACAAAGGGAAUCUCUUUACCUGAGACGGUGGAGGAUGUAGAGCAACUUUCAGGUCACUGUGGUAAAUGUGGGAAGAAGAGGAAGAAACACCAGAACACCAAUUCUUAUAUUUGAUCUCUAAAGGGUGAUGUUGAGCAAAGGACUGUGAUCCCAUACUGGGAAUUUCUUCUUCACUUGCCACCACUUUGAAGUUUGCUCCAGGGUAUGGAUUAAAUCCAUGUUCUUCUUCCAAGUAUAAGGACAUUCAAAAAAAUGUGAAAUAAAUUCAUUUUUUCUAAGUGUGUUGUUUCCAGGAAGGAAGCACUUUUUGAUUUUGAUAGAGAGCAGAUCAGCUUAAUUGCACUAUCCAGCUCAAUGAGCUUUUAUUUAUUUCUUUAUACAUUUGAGAUGUUUAUUGGAUGACUUUGAAUAACUUUGGAGAGGAAAAGAUGAAUAUGUGAGCCUUUGCCCUUGGACCAUCUGGACAAACAGAAGAACUGAUGUCUCAUGAGGGAGAGCGCUAAUCAGGGCAGCCCUUUUUGGAUCAGAAGUGAUGAGACUGUGAAUCCAUUCACCCUGGGCUGCUCCUCUUACCCAGCAACACUGCAGCAAAAGCUCUGUCCAUUGAAGGUCUUUGUCAAAUGUGGUAGCACUCCUCUUCUGUUACGUAGCUGUCAGUUCUUACUCAGAGCAUUAGCUCUGCAGGUCAGAUCAUCCCAUUGCCCAUUAGUGCCUCCCCCCAGACCUGUGGUCUUGUGUCCUAGACAUGCUAAUUUUUUCCAUUCUAAAAUAUACUCUGUCCAUUUCUGCAAGCCAAAUCAUCUCACCCUGACCUGGACCUAGGUGACUUCCAAGUUCCUUCUUCCCCUCAUUGUUACUUGUCAUCUUUUUGGUUGAGGAUAAGUUAUUUGGGAUACUGACAGGGAUGUUAAGCUGUCUUGGGAAGAUGAGCAAGGAUGAGACAAGAGCUCUGUUUACAGAGGGAAGCAUUAACUCAAUCUGGUUGUUUGAAGUUAACCUGUAGCAGAAAUGUUUGAUCUCUGUCUCUGCAAGCAGAUAAGAGGGACACCUCACCUUCCGUUUCAUCUGUGUGACCUCCACCUUGUGCUAGGUCCUGGCCAGAGACAGACAAUACCCUCCUUAUAGUGAAGAACUUAAGAAGAUGUGGUGUUUGAACAUAUCUUGUCAUGGACAAUGAAGAAUUAAACAAACAAAGGAAAAUCAUUGAGUUGUAGAACCUUAUAAGACCAAAAACCAACAGAUUUGGCAUGAGCAACUUUAGGAGUGUGUCUUAAAACUUCAUGCCACAAACGACUGAUGAUAACAUUAAGUUUAAUGCAGAUGAAUUACUACUAUUCUAUUCUAAUUAUCUUAUGAGCACCAAUAGUUUCCCGUGCAUGGGGUUUUCCUGUGGUGAAUUUACCAGUCAUUUCAAGAAUUUCUGACUCUCCCUGUAUUUUCUGAUCAGCUGCCCAUACCACCAACCCCUGUGGAGGAAACUAAGACAGUAGUAAUCUCAAACUCAUGUUUGCCUACUCUGAACAGUUAAUAAUGAAGGGCUUUCUUUCAUCCCUAUUCUUAAUUUUCUGAAUGAUAGUUAGAAGCCAGUAAGAUGCUUAGCAAAAGUCAGCAGUGAUUGAGAAAUACAAAACUAAAUGAACAUCUCAUAAUUUAUCUGUCAAAUUGGUGAUAUCUAGAGUAUGACCUGAAAUUGGAGUGACUGCUGCAGGCAGAAAAUCCCUCUUACACCAACAUGCUCUUCUACAGACAGCUGUAAGCUCCUCAGGUUGGCUGGCAGAGAACAGCCCUGAACUGGAAGUCAUGAGCUUUCACAGCUUGGACCUGAGCAAACCCACUGCAGCGUCUCAGUGUCCAGAGCUCAGCUCUGCCUUCUCAGCAGCCCACCAGCCCCACUGCCCUGGGGGAACCUUUACUUUUAAUGCUUCUCCUUCAUGAAUUUUUAUUUUUUAACCAGUUUCAUAAUCACUGUAGCACUCUGAGAAGGAUUGUGGAAAUCAUUUAAAACUACAGUUUGACAAGGAAAUGUUAAUAUUAUUUGCCAGCAUCUGCUAUUUGUAGAUGACUGAAAAGUGCUUGAGAAAUGAGAGGAAUGAAGGCUCCAGAAUACAGCUGGAAAAAGGGUAAAAGUGCUUCAGCAUUUUCUGCCUGGAACAAUCCCCUGUCUACCUUCAGAGCUGAAGGUGAUUUGGAAACCUUGUCAGCAAUAUGAAGGCCUGGUCUAGGAUGGGCAAGAAGGUGUCACGCACCACCUCACUCUGAGAGAGGCAGUGAACUGAAGGGACCAGGCAUUGUCAGCUUUAGCUGUCUUGCAUGUAUUAUACAGGUCAUUCUAGAGGCUCAGUGAACAAUGUGAUCUGCCUAGAAGACAAUGGAUCACCUUACCAUUGUUUAAGGCACAUGUUCAAUAUGAUAGCAGAAACCCAGGAGCUAAAUUCUUCCUGUCUGCAAAAAGAUUCCUUAGACCAGCAACCAUGUGGAUGUGCUAUUCAGUUUAACUGUGUCUCCACCCCAAAAUCUGGCUCUUAGGUGGGAUGUGGGUAGCCUCUCUGGCAUGUCUGCGUAUUUCUACCCUAUCUACAAUCUCUCAUUAUAGUGUAUGUGAGAAAAGAAUGACAACUCUUAGGAUGCAACCUAUCUCCUCCAUGGGCACUAGUUCUUGGGGGAAGCCAUGGAAAAGUGUGAGUAUAUUUCUAGGGGGCAAUGUGAUUGCCAUGUUAAUAGCAGUAACUUACUGAAGUUAUUUUUACAAUGUGUUUUGGAAGAAAAAAAAUCCCUUUUUGUACAGUGGAAAACAAAUGACAAAAUUGAGAACAAAGAAAAAGUCUUAAAUGUGAAAUAAAAGGAGACAAAACUGCUUCACAGUUCAGAAAGUUCAGAAAGCGCCAAGAGUACUUUUUUUUUCCUUACUGAAUAUGCACAUGUAUAUUCAGCACUGAGUUUUAGGGGUCUGCUUGGGAACUGUUGAAUCACGGCCUGAACCUCUGUUUGAUCACCUGAGGCGAGCAAUGAGUCAGCCAGAGGAGCACAGGUGAAGGCAAUUCAGCUGUACUGCUGGAAGGGGUGGAGCCUGGCUCCAUCUCUCCUAGACCCAUUUAAAAGCUGACUACCAGUGGGAAAGGAUCUCUUCUGGAGAUCCCUUCUUUGAGUUUCUCAGCGAGCCUAGGAUGCGGGUAAGCUUUCUAUCUAUUCUCUUUUUGUUAUUAUAUUCUGCUUUGCCAAACUCUCUAGUUUAUUUCAUAGUUAUAACAUCUUUAUAUUCAUUGACUAUACAGGGUCUCUUCUGUUUUUUUUUUUUAAAUCUCUUUCAAACUUCAUGAGGAAAUUUGACAUUAUAGCGUCACAAAUACACAUCUGUAUUGUAUGAGAUGUUGGUCUUAUGGGCACAGAUUUAAUUUCCUGUAAGCACAGGCAUAUGCAUUUCCUCUUCAUUUAGAGAAGAAAAAGCUGUAUGCAGUGGUAAGACAAGUUAUAUAGUGAAACAAGACUGGUCCUGAGGAUGACAGAAGUUUAUAAUACACUACAUGCAUUGUCAUUACUCACUGUAAUGACUGACAUCAGUUAUUUCUCUGUCUUCACUAUGAACUAACUUUUAGAUAAAGGUAUUUUUUAUUCACUGUUUUAUGCAACAUUUGUACUUCCGCUGACACAAAUUUCCAUGUCAAUAAAAAAAAAAAUACAAGCCAAAUGUGUUUAUUUUUUCAUCCCACGUACUUAAUGCAGUCAGAUAUAUCUAAUAAAACACCACAGGCAUAACAGAUGUGUACAGUUUCUUCUUUUUUUUUUUUU
Lagopus muta (rock ptarmigan) is the source of this 5444-nucleotide messenger RNA. RefSeq names its product solute carrier family 22 member 3 (gene SLC22A3). The transcript is spliced from 11 exons. NCBI's taxonomy places the organism in Eukaryota, Metazoa, Chordata, Aves, Galliformes, Phasianidae. Gene Ontology annotation, biological process: transmembrane transport. Gene Ontology annotation, cellular component: membrane. Bases 120 to 1772 code for a protein of 550 amino acids. Gene Ontology annotation, molecular function: transmembrane transporter activity. The record is from RefSeq and is a predicted model, not a curated record.